Messenger RNA from Anarrhichthys ocellatus (wolf-eel), 742 nucleotides. RefSeq names its product peroxisomal membrane protein 4 (gene pxmp4). NCBI's taxonomy places the organism in Eukaryota, Metazoa, Chordata, Actinopteri, Perciformes, Anarhichadidae. The record is from RefSeq and is a predicted model, not a curated record. Bases 95 to 733 code for a protein of 212 amino acids. The transcript has 4 exons. Gene Ontology annotation, cellular component: peroxisomal membrane.
CUGUAAUGCUGCACCACGGCACAUGUCCGCUGUGACACACCGUACUGGAAUAUGUGCAACAUGAAAUAGUGUCCGGUUUGCUGUACUGAAAGUCAUGGCAGGUCCUGAUCUGAUUAGAACUCUUCUGUAUACUGUCAAUAACCUGCUGCAGCAAGAGAAGUACAAAGCGGCAUUGGCAGUGUUGAAAGGAUUCAGAAACGGCGCUGUAUAUGGGGCCAAAAUCAGAGCACCACAUGCUCUGGUAAUGACAUUUCUCUUCAGAAGUGGCAGUUUGAAGGACAAGCUCAAAGCCAUUCUGAAGGCCACGUACACCCACUCCCACAACCUGGCAUGCUUUGUGUUCACAUACAAAGGACUGCAAGCCUUGCAGGAGAGAUGCCAGGGGAAGAGGUUGCAGUCUCACUCCUUUCUGGCCGCCUGUGUUGGAGGGUGGUUAGUGUUCGGAGAUAACAAUAACAUCAAUAGCCAGAUCAACAUGUACUUGCUGUCUCGGAUCCUGUUCGCUCUCUCUCGGCUGGCUGUAGAGAAAGGACUCGUCCCCCAGCCUAAACACGACCCUUUCCCCCUCUUUGCCACGCUGGUGUGGGGCAUUGUCUUGUGGCUGUUUGAAUAUUACCCUCACACCCUCCAGCCCUCACUGCAGUCCUCCAUGAACUACCUCUACCGCGACAGCAACGUGUGGCAUGACAUAACGGACUUCCUUGUUUAUAAUAAGCCAAGGACUGCUGCUUGAAAAUCACGU